AGUGUAUUCAAGGACUUUCAGAAUACACUUGCAGCUCUCUGUUGUUUAGUUGCUGAAAAGGCAAGUUCUCAAAUGUACCAAAAGAAAUGGCCUUGGCCCAGAAGCAAAACAUGCUUUCCUAAAGUUAGAAAAGAGGCUUAGACUGCCAUGUUAAAAAUGCUAAUAUCACUUUUUUAAAAUGCUAAUAAUGAAGCCUAAAAUUCCAGGUAACAGUAGAAUGUUAUCUAGGAUCAAUGUUUUCAAUUGUUUAAUUCUAACAUCUAAUUAAAGUCUUCUAUUGUUUGAUUUGUUGCUUUCUGAUGCAUCACAUAUACCAAAUGUACGUAUCAUUUGUUUCUGUACCCUAUAAAGAGACUUGACUCCCCUUAAUAAAUGCUUUUUCCUUUGCCUGAAGUACUCAUGAUUUGUGCUGUCAUUCAUGCUAUCCAGAGGGGCAAAAAAGCCACUUUGCAAAAUAAGUCUGUCUCCUAAAUUCAGGGAUUAAGUUUUUAUCAGCCCCACAGUGGCUGAAUUUUAAAGGCAACACAACUGUAUUCUCAAAUGAACUUAAUUCUCAAGGUGGGCAGUGAAAGUUGUUCCUGUUAUAGCUGCUCACAUGGAACCAAAAUCUGAUCUUUUCACAUAUGCUUAAAUGUAUACUUGCAUUGCUGCUUCCUGUAUUAUGAUUCCUUCACUGCAGCCUUUCCCAAGACCAGCAUCCUCAGGACAUGGAAAACUACAAUGACCUUUAUCCUCAGCCAAUGCCAUCAGAGGUUCCGCUCAGGAAAAUCAUCAGGCAGAACCUCUGAAGGUGCCUACUUCUGCCUGAUUCACUAUCAUGACGGUGUUGCCUGGAAUUUUAGGCUUCGUUAUUAGCAUUUUAAAGGAUAUUAUUGAUCUUACUAAAGAAGAUAUGGCUGUGAGAACAACAGCAUGCAGUGACUUGGAGAUAAUUGAUCUUACCGAGCCUGAAGAGGACAUGGUCAGCUCUCUCCAGAACUGUAGCUACUUUGCCUGGGGCCUGAAGUCCUCAACUCCAGUCUCUCCUCCUAAUUUUCUCACUGCUAUUGAUGCUGAGAGCAAAUGUACUGUGCCAGUGGGCAUGUGGGUUCAGGACUGUAAGCAAUCUUCCCCUAAAGUGGAUGUAGUGAAAUCGGAGUACCUUCCAAGUAACAGCUUCUCUUGCCACUCCAACUACAGUGAGGAAUCUGAAGGCAGCAGUCACACCACUUACAACAGUGAUUUGGGCUCUUUGGGAAGCCCUCAGCUGGAAUCUGAUGUUUUUUCUUUCUCAUCAGGCAGUGAUAGCACUGAACACCCAACGUUCUUGGACUGUGUAGAAGCUCCUCAGGUUUGCCCAUCUGAAGAAAACCCUAGCUUGCGGGUCUAUCCCCUGCAUCAGAGAUUAUCCCCAGGCCUCUGCUGCUCUUCUUUGAAUACUUCCAAAUCUGUAGCUGAAGCUGAUCAGCCUUCGCUCCAGGCAAAAAGACCAUGGAGUACCAUGGAAUCCAAUGUUCAGGAACAAUCCAAGCAGACUGAUAUCAAGGUCUGGUUGAAAACACUACCAUAUUGCCAUAGGAUGCCUGUGCAUCACCCCUUUCUUCAAAAUGUGGUAUUGGAAAAGGAGUCAAGAAAGGAUAAAAGACUAAAAGCCCAACCUAUUCCAUUCCGAAGAUUAAACAUGGUGUCCAGCACAAUUGAAGAGAAUUUUUUCCAGGGAACCUUGGAUUUCCUUAUGGAUUAUGUAUCCUGUCAAUACUACCCACCAAAAGAGGUCACAACCUGUGUGGUCAGGCAGAUUCUGCUGAGCCCAGAGCAUCAAGAGGGGCAACAGGAGAUACAGAAGGAUGCUUACAUGUUGUUGAUGAAAAUCCAGGCACUUCAUCCAGCAACAGCUGAUACAGUGGUGUGGGACUGGCAACUGCUAAAUGAGGUCAUGGAAGUGCAGGAAGAGAUGAUUCCUGGCCGACUCCUGUUCUUGCAGUAUGUGAUACAGACCUUAGAAGAUGACUUCCAAAGGAUGAUCAGGACUGAUGUUCUGCACAGAUCCAUUGCCAAGGCAGUGCUUUCCUGUGACAAGUGCUUCGGAAAUGUCAAGGAAGUGAUUGAAUGGCUAAUAGCUGUUGUCACUGGGGCCAGAAAUUCCCAGCACAGAAAAUACAUACAGGAAGCCAGAAGUCUAUUGACAGACAAAUCCAGAGCUCAGAGCUGCAACUCCUCUCCAGAACUGCCCUUAAAUAAGACAGAACAGAAAGAGGAUGCCUCCAUACAAUUUCAGAUUCAAAAGGAAGCGGCACUUCUGCAGAGGAUGCUUUCUAUAGCAGUUGAAGUGGACAAGUCUCCAAAUUGCAGUGCCAAUAAAAUUGCAGGUGUGGUGUUUGAUUUCCUGUGGAAAAUUCCCAAGCAUUGCCAAAGGGACAUCUUCCUGAGCACAAUGGAGUCCCACCUUCUACGAUGCAAAGUGUUGGAGCUCAUUUUCGAACAUAGCUGCCCAAUACAAACCAAACAGCCUUUGUCUUUGGCAAAAAUAUUGCAUUUUCUGAACCACUUUUCUCUGGGGCUACCAUAUCAGGACAAUGAAGCAACAUGGCAGAGAUGGGAUGAGAUGCUUAAUCAACUGAACUUCUUGUUGCUGAGUUACCGUACUAUAGUUCUAGGGCACUUAAGAAGCUCAGUUUGUGAACGUAUUAAUUUAAUUAACAGAGCUGCUAAACCCAAACUACAGUUACAUGAUUAUAUUGAAAAAAGGGAUAUAAAGCACAGCAUUAAGAGCUUCCGCAAAAAACUCUGCCAAAUUCUGGGACUGCCAAUUCCCUCAUCCAUCAAAGAAAAGACUGAACUACUUCAAGUAUUGCUUUUCACUGCUAUGGAUAUCUAACUAGAAGGGCUAUUGGAUGGCUGAAAGAUGGACUUCUUCCAAGUGGAAAGUAAGUGUAAUAAGUUAUUUUUAAAAAAUUAAAGAUUAAGCCCUCUUUCUUUGUAUUUCAGUAAAAUGCACUGUAUUCCCAGUCACUGGAUAGCUCAAGGACUUGUCAAGUUUAUUCUAAAUUUUUGUUAACAUACAGGUUUGUCUGUCUAGUUUUAUUGCCAUUCAAGUUUUGUACACCUUUUAUAAUAAAUUAUUUUAUUAGCUGAAAAGCAGAAUGAACUUUGUCUUUUUUUAAGAUGGCAGGUUACUGGAGAUUAGAUAGAUGUACAGGACUAUAUUUAUACAGAUGUCAGUUCACUGAGAAUAGGACAUGCUCCCAGAUAAAUCUUAGUAACAGAUAAUACAUGCAAGGCUGAGAUCUUGCUAUAAUAAGUACCAUAUUUUUCAGUCUAUAAGACAAUACUUUUUUCUAAAAUCAUUACACUAAAAAUUGAAGGGUGUCUUAUGCAAGGACAUAAGCC
Messenger RNA from Python bivittatus (Burmese python), 3369 nucleotides. NCBI's taxonomy places the organism in Eukaryota, Metazoa, Chordata, Lepidosauria, Squamata, Pythonidae. The record is from RefSeq and is a predicted model, not a curated record.